UUGCGAGAGUCGGAGAAAUGCCCGGACCAAGACCCGGGUAUCCACGGAGGAGCGCAUCCCCUAUACCGAGAGAGAGAAUACAACCGCCCUGCUGCCUCCCUCCCUCCCUCUUCCCCCAAAAUGCCAACUUAUCUGUCCGUGCUGGCUGUCUGUACGUACGUAGUGCUAUUCUGUGCUCAUGUCAUGGCACGAUCAAUGGUGGAGUUCACCCUCACAAAAACGGCAUAUUUGGCAAUGUUCUACACCACCGAGGUCUCUUCUCUACUUGUGUAACGCAACUGCUCCAGUUGUUUUUUGCAUUAUAAAAGUUACUUAAUUCUCGCCCUAAAAAAAGAAGUUGUGAGCAGAAGAGGCAGAGAGAGGAAUCAGCGAGGACGAAGAUAUUCGCACUAGCUCGUGACACUUUUUUGCGAAUCUGUUUCUGUUUGGGGAGAAAUUUGCAGUGGUGCUUGGAAGGAGAGGAAGAAGGGUUGUUAUUAAGUACGGUGACCAUCAGGAGGAGAUAAUCAAUCAGGGGGCGAAGGUGCUAAUUGGGAAGGAAACGAAGGAAAAUUCCGUACUUUUUUGGAAGUGAAUUGAUAAUUUCUUUGAGUCGGUGUCACAUUUUGGAAAUAUUUUUUUCGAAAUCGAGAAAAUCUCAAUUUCCCGAAAAAUAAUAACAUAUCAGAUCAGUGGAGCGUGGGAGGAGAGGAAUCUUCACGGCAACUAAAAGCCACACUGACGAGUUAUCACCUUGACCUUUGACCCGACCUCAAAAUGACGUUACCACAACAAACUAGUCAGCAACAAAGCCAACACUUUCUCCUAAAAUGGAACAACCACCGGUCAAACAUGGUCAACGUGUUUGAGUCGCUUCUCACAGCGGAGAAUUUGGUCGAUGUGACGAUCGCGGUAGAGGGGAAAUUUCUCAAGGCGCAUAAAAUCGUCCUUUCCGCGUGCUCUCCAUAUUUUCAGGCCAUGUUUGUCAAUCACUCGCCCUCCGAUCGUUACCCAAUCUUGCUCUUCCACGAUAUAAAGUUCGCCCAUUUGAAAACCCUGCUCGAUUUCAUGUACCGUGGCGAGAUUUCGAUAGAUGAAAAGGAUUUGGGCGACGUGCUCAAAGUGGCGGAAGCCCUAUCGAUCCGAGGUCUCUCCAGUUUCGAGUCGGACGAUGAGGAAGGCGACGCAAAACCGGAAGGAGGAGGUGGUGGUGGUCAACAGCAGCAACAACCGGGCCAACAGGGAGGUUCGUCAUCUUCAGGAAAUAAUGGGACAGAAAACAGUGUAACAAACUCAUCACAAGAAUUUGACGGUGGGGGUGGCAAGAACAAUGCUUCAUCCCCCAUCAGUAAUCCUCCCCCUCCUCCGUCUGAUAUUAACAACGCGGCGACGCCGUCAAAUUCUUCGCCCACGAGUCACAAAUCCAAUCGCAAACAGAAAGGUACAAAAACUAAAAACAAACUCGUCACAUCGAAACGUCACCACCACCAUCACCACGAAAGUCCUGCUGGUGGAUCCUGUGACGCUUCCACGAUGGCGAAAAUGACCAUUGGUGGUGGUGCCAAAGAGAAAGGUGUCAAGGGUCCAAGGAUCAAAUGUGAGACUGAGACUUCCCAAACCACCCAAGCAGCCCAAACGGUUCUUGCGACUAUGGAGGCGGCUGCGGGCGUCGUCUUGCCCGUUAAGAAGAAGCGAGGGAGGGCCAAAAAGGUCGUUGUAGAUGCCAUUCCGACCACAAAACUGACUCCGAGGCCGACCACGACCCCACAUACGUACGCCGCCAGCACAAAGUCGCCUUCUUCAAAAUUCCACCCGAUUCCGUUAGCGGGGUCGAAAGCAUCCAUACUUCCACCACGACAUUCUGUUCGGAGACGAAUCCCUCGUCGCUAUCCGGGACUGCAGACGCGUCUCAAACGGGUCAAAUUAUCCAAGCAAGACUACGCCAAUGACGAGGACAGGGCUGCCGCUGCCAACAAUGGAAAUGCCGGGCCCAACCAGUACGAAGAGAUGGAUGAUGCUUUACUACAACAAAUGUUGGAGGGAGAGGAAAGCCAAUGUUUGAACGAGAUGAGCGUCAGGGGUUUAGACUUGUUCAAAUAUGCUUCCGUGGAGGAUAAUGUGUAUCGUUGUAUUGAGUGCGAAAAGUUGCGAAUUCCAAAAACUUUCAAAAACAAGUAUUCAUUUCAGAGGCAUGCGUUUCUCUAUCAUGAAGGGAACAUGAGAAAGGUAUUCCCGUGUCCCGUUUGUUCUCGUGAAUUUUCACGUCCCGACAAAAUGAAGAACCACAUGCGGAGCGUGCACGAGGGUUGCGUCACCGGAAAUGGGAAGGAAUCCAAGACCGAAAACGGUUCUACCUCAUCGUCCGCGAAGGACGUUUCGACAAAGAUGGAGCUCGACGAUGACGAAGAAGAUGGCACCCUCAACCAGAAUGAUGAGAGUAGCUGUGAUUCCUAAAAAAAAUUCUAAAAUUCUGGUAAAAAAAUACUACGCAAAAAUGCAAAAAAAAACUUGGAGAUUUUUGCCACAUGAAAGAAUCAAUUAUGGAAAAAAAGGUGUCAGAAACUGUUAACUAAUCAAUCAUUGAAAAUAAUCGUAAUUAGUUAUUGAUCUUUAAUCAUGAAUCAUUAAUUAGGUUGUAAUGAGUGAUUAUAAACCCACUUUCCGUUGUUCCUAUAAUUUUCAUGACUUAUUGUCCUAUUUGUAACAAUUAUAUGUCGUUAAUUAAUGGUCUGUUAUAGUGUUCAUAAUCAUCAAUCAAAGAUAUCCUCACUAAUCAUUCGUGGUGCUCUAGUCAGUCAACCAAAACAGAAAAAUAGUCAAUUUAGCUUUAGUUAAUUAAGGUGCAGUCAGUUUUAAUUGUUAAUUAUUUGUAAAUUUUUAACGCUUAAUAAGUAUCGUCACCACCACCACCGUAAGGUUAUAAUUUAUAACUAGAUAUUUGUUCACCCUCGUUUUUUCGCGUUAAUUGUUAAGUGUUAACUAACUAAUUAACUAACAAGAUAAUUAAGUAAUUAUUUUUUCACUACGAUUACUACUACCAAUGAAUUUAUGCAAAUGACUAAAAGGUGAAAUGAAACAAAACAAUGCAAAAAAUACGAAGAUAUAAUUUUUCGCACUAAAAAAUCAUGACUCGUGUGACUAAAUCCUACCAAAUUGAUAAGGUAUUUAUAAAAAAAAUACUUCGUAGAUAAUUAAUUAGUGCAUUUUAAUUAAUUAAUUAACCUAAUUAAUUACCUAAAUGUGCAACAAUUUACAAACCAAAGAAAAGAGAGAAAACUACAAAUGCAAUCAUGGAUAUCAUUACACAAUCGAAAUGCAAGAAAAGUACAUUUAAAUAAUGUAAACCGUAAUCAAAGAAAAAAAGCAUGUUCAAAAUUUUUAGGAAUGAAUAAAAACAUUGUUUUCUAAAUUGAUAA
Messenger RNA from Folsomia candida, 3395 nucleotides. Its product is annotated as protein tramtrack, alpha isoform. Gene Ontology annotation, molecular function: protein binding. Gene Ontology annotation, cellular component: nucleus. The record is from RefSeq and is a predicted model, not a curated record. Bases 757 to 2433 code for a protein of 558 amino acids. Gene Ontology annotation, biological process: regulation of transcription by RNA polymerase II. NCBI's taxonomy places the organism in Eukaryota, Metazoa, Arthropoda, Collembola, Entomobryomorpha, Isotomidae. The transcript has 10 exons.